This is a messenger RNA of Plasmodium vivax (malaria parasite P. vivax), 1893 nucleotides long. Its product is annotated as variable surface protein Vir24-related. Bases 1 to 1893 code for a protein of 630 amino acids. The record is from RefSeq and is a predicted model, not a curated record. The transcript has 3 exons. NCBI's taxonomy places the organism in Eukaryota, Apicomplexa, Aconoidasida, Haemosporida, Plasmodiidae.
AUGGCACUUUCAGAAGAAAAUAAUUGGGAAAAACACUUAGAAAAAUUGCCUUCAUAUAAGGAAUAUAAAAAAUUGGAUGACUUGGAUAUUAAGGAUUAUAGCGAUAAUUACUGUGAAAAAGAUUUAGGAAGCCCGAAGAAAGAAGAUAAAGAACUUUGUAAUAAGGUAUCGAAGCAUUUAAAAAGAUUAUCUGGUAUAUCUAAUAAUGAUGAUCGUAAACAUGGCUGUUUUUAUUUUCAAUACUGGUUCUAUGAUCAGAUAAGCAAAAAMURKARWGCUGAUAAUAAAUUUAAUAACAAAACAGUUAGUGAUAAAUUUUUUGAUUUAGUGGAAUUAAAAAUUGGGGAAUUUCCUAAUUUGCAAUCUUGUAAAUGUUAUGUAUCUGGGACACCAGAAAUCUGGAAAGAAGAAAAAGAUUUGCACGAUUAUUUUGAAAAUUACAAAGAUAUUAAUUGCACUAAUUCUGAUAAGUCUACGUGUGAAAAAUAUGCGCGUUAUGUUACCUAUAUUAAUAAUUUAUUUCAAAAUAAGGAGUAUGAUUGCUGUUAUGACGAGGAUGUGGAACUUGUUUGUGAACCUUAUAUCAAAUGUGAGUAUAAGACCAGACCUGAUGAUCUAUUACCAAAAUUACAAAAAGAACUAAAGGCUUUGGAAGCAAAACCAGCGGAAGUGCCUAAAGGGGAUGUAGGGGUAGUGGGACCAGGUGAGAGAGCAGGAAGUGGAGUGGCGGGAAAUGGAAAGGUAGGACCUGGAGAUCUAGGAAGUAAAGAUCCAGGAACUGCAGAUCAAGGAAGUAAAGCGGGAGGACUUGGGGAUCCUAGCAAUAAAGCUGCAGGACCUGGAGAUACAGGAAGUAAAGAGGCAAGAACUGGAGAUGCAGGAGGUGAAGCGCCAGGAAAUGGAGAUCAAGGAAGUAAAUCGCCAGGAACUGCAGAUCAAGGAAAUAAAGCUCCAGGAACUGGAGAUCUAGUAAGUAAAGCGGAAGGACCUGGAGAUCCUAGAAGUAAAGAGGCAGGAGCUGAAGUUCAAGGAAUUAAAGCGGAAGGAGCUGAAGUUCAAGGAAGUCAAGUGGCAGGAAGUAAAGAGGAAGGAAGUGAACAGAAAGGACCGGGAAAUACAGGAGGUGAUGUAGCAAAACCUGCACCUGUAAAGCCUGCUACUGCAAAACCUGUAGCAGCAAAACCUGUAGCGACAGUACUUGGAGGGACGGAAUCUGGAGAGGGAACACCAGAAGCACUAAAACCUGCAGCGGAAACACCUGUACCUGCAAAACCCGUAGCGGCAAAACCUGCUCUGGCCGAACCCACACAAUUACCAGCUGCGCCACCUCCACCACCAGAACCUAAAGAGACAGUAGAUGAACCGGGAGUACCUAAAGUGGCAGUGGAUGAAGAAGAACCUGAAGAAACAGCAGCUGAAAGUGAAUUAGCUGAAGAGGAAGCACCAGAACUUCUAGACGGUGAAGCGUUAGUCACUUUGGAAGAUGCAGCAACCUUUAGUCCUCCAUCAAUAGAGGGCUCUGUAGAGGCAGUUCAUGCAGCACCAUAUUAUACUCCUGAACGUGCAGGCGAUAUGGUGCCUCUGACCAAUUCUGAAGCCACGAGUACUUUAGGAACUAUACAUGAAGAGUUAGACUCAAACUUUUUUCGCAACAUCAUCAUGGCCAUCGCAGUACUUGGAACAAUUUUCUUCCUUUUCUACUACAACAGGUCUUCCCGAUUGGAACCAAAUUCUCGGAAAAAAAAAAAGAAAAAGGGAAAGAUAUUUGAACAUAAUUACUAUGAACAGUAUGAAAAGGAGUUAGAAAUGUAUGGAUCUGAGGAAACGUUUUUAGAUUCUGAAACGGAUCGAUUAUAUUUGAAUUAUCACCCUGAUCAAGACUCUUACUACUAA